Molecule: messenger RNA, 2250 nt
Organism: Chelonoidis abingdonii (Abingdon island giant tortoise)
Lineage: Eukaryota; Metazoa; Chordata; Testudines; Testudinidae
Product: E3 ubiquitin-protein ligase TRIM15-like
Molecular function (GO): protein binding
Source: RefSeq, a predicted model, not a curated record
CUGAGGCUGCUCCGUGGCAGCAAAUCGGGAGGAGAGAAGCUGUUUUCUCCACAGUCACCGCCCCUGCGAGUCGCCAGCGCAGCCCGGCCCGACCGCACCCGGCUGGGAGGGAACCCCACUGCACCCCCCGGGCCUUGGGGGGACCCCAGGAGCUGCCGGAGGAGCACAGGUCUGAGAAGGGGAAGUUCCAGCAGCCAGUGGAGAUUUCUCCAGAACUGGAAGUGAGACUCAGUGAUUUCUCCCAGAAAACUGAUACCCUCAUGGAGACGCUGAGGGAAUUCAAAGCCACUCUGCCGCCUAAACUGGAGACAAGAGGGGACCCCCUAGGAGCACACAGACAGGUGCACGUGACCCUGGAUCCAGAGACGGCGCAUCCCGAACUCGUCCUCUCUCCAGACAGGAAAAGCGUGAGAUGGGAACACACGCGGCAGGCUCUGCCCGAUAACCCGGAGAGAUUUGACCCUGAGCGCUGCGUGCUGGGCUGCCAGGGCUUCACCUCGGGGCGACAUUGCUGGGAGGUGGAAGUGAGGGUGCAGGAGGGGGGACACUGGGCGGUGGGGGUGGCCAGGGAGUCCGUGAGGAGGAAGGGCUGGAUCAACCUUAACCCCGAGGAGGGGAUCUGGGCGGUGGAGCGGGGCUGGUGGGGUCAGUUCCGGGCUCUCACCUCCCCGGCCACCCGCCUGCCCCUGUGCUGCAUCCCCAGCAGGAUCCGGGUUUGUCUGGACUGUGAACGGGGGCAGGUGGCAUUUUUUGACGCUGUUAGCGAGGCCCCGAUCUUCAUUUUCCCGCCGGGUUCCAUCUCUGGGGAGCGAAUCCGCCCCUGGUUCUGGGUGUGGAGAUCCUGGCUCAGGAUGUGUCCCCCAGGGGACCCCAAAACCGACCUGCCUAGCCUCCGGUGCCCUAGUCUCUAUGACUGUGGAGGACUGCUGUCUUCCUACCGACUGUCUCCCUGCGGUCUCUGCGACCCCGCCGGCUCCCUGGAGUCGGUGGACUUUGAAACCACAGAGAGCAGGGAGUGAUGGAGGGACAGCAGCCAGUCGCGUCGCCCCCAGGAUUUCUGUAGCCUCUUUGUCACUGUUCUCUGUGGUCCAGGAUGACUGGCCAUGGGCGUCUCUAGCUAGCUAUCAUCCCAGUCUUUGUGACCCUGGCGGACUCCCAGCCCCCUGGCACUUUACCUUUGGCCCCUGAAACCUCUUCCUCCAUCCCUCCCUGCAGCACCAGGGAUGGGGGGAGGACCCCGGGAGCAGCCCGAGAGGGAUCAGCCCAGGUGCUGGAACUUGGGGGGCUGGGGGUGCGGUAGCACCCCCUGGCUUGCAAUGGUUUCCAUCAGAUACAGGGCUGACUGUUUUGUUCAAUGGCUUUCUGCACCUCCCUCACCUCCCAUACAAAUUGUUCCUGCGCCCCUGAGCAGAUGUGGGGGCUGGGCAGGGGCACAGGAUUAAUUAAUUAGUAUUUGGGGGGGUUGGGGGGAGCUGGAAACGCCGCAGCAGCAGGGAGUGUUUUGUAGAAAUCUGUGUCAUUAGAUCUCCCAGCCAGCACCUCUCCCCUAAGGCACAAAGUCACCUUCCCCUGUAACUCCCGGACAGCUGCUCACAUUGCGAAAUUGUCACAUAUACCCGGGGGCUGGGCACGGGUGCAGAGAGACCAAAGCCCAUUAUAUAAUCGUUUUUAAAAAUCCUCAUUUGGGGUCAGUCUCAUGAUUUGUAUUUAUUCUUUUCAACUCCUGAGGUGGGCAGGGGCAGGGGCAGGGGCAGGGUGGGUUGAACCAGAGGGAACAGGAGAAGCAAGAGGAAAUUGUGAAUUAAAAUAAAACGAGACUGAACGGAGCGUCUGGGAGAAACGGUGACAAACAGAACUGAAAAGUGUGAAAGAAAAAUCUGCCUGGCAGGGGAACCAGCCAGGGAGCAGGAAGAGGGGAAGGGAUUGAACCAGGGGAAAGAACGGAGAAGCCAAUGAUCUGUGGCAGGGAGGGGAGGACAGUGGGAGAGACCCAGGGAAAUAAGCAGGGAUGGGAAGUGAGGGUUAGAAAAAUGCCGAGAAGAAAAGGGAACAGGAGUGGUGCAGAGAUUGAUGACGUUACUGAAAGUGAGCCUGUCCCAUCGUAAUUCCCUCUGUUAGUUCCUGCAUGUUUGUGCUACUGUCGUGCCAUGAAGAAACCUGUUCUCAGUAGUGGGGAUCUCCUUUCCCAUCCGCCUUUUACUCUCCAGCUUCCCAGUUACUUACUGUCAAUAAAACAUUACAAACAAUUUU